Molecule: messenger RNA, 3557 nt
Organism: Cydia strobilella
Lineage: Eukaryota; Metazoa; Arthropoda; Insecta; Lepidoptera; Tortricidae
Exons: 19
Coding region: 142-3546 (1134 amino acids)
Biological process (GO): nuclear-transcribed mRNA catabolic process, nonsense-mediated decay
Cellular component (GO): telomerase holoenzyme complex
Molecular function (GO): telomeric repeat DNA binding; telomerase RNA binding; protein binding
Source: RefSeq, a predicted model, not a curated record
GUCUGACAGGCACUUUUGACGUAAAUGCAUGGAAGUCGAUUGUUUUUAGAUAACAUUUUUUUACCUUAACCGUUCCGCGUUAUAUAUUCUUUUUAUUUUUUGAUGCAGUGAUACAUUUUGAGGCUUCAAGCCUCCACAAUUAUGGUUCUCAACGCCGCUGUACAGAUGUUGAGGGAGGCGGAGGAGCUAAAGCAAAACAUUUUGAAAUUCAAAAGUGAGACAUCCAUGCUGCAGGAGCGUAACCUUUGGGCACUGCAGCAACAGCUUCAAAAGAUCUACCAAAAGGUCCUGGUCCUGGAUCUGGACUAUGCUCUGGAUAAGAAGGUCGAGCAGGAUCUUUGGAAUGUCGGCUUCAAGCAGCAGAUUGAGGCUCUGCAGGCGAUUUCUAAAGAUAGAAAGAACCCGCUUCGGAGUGAGGGAGCCGCCAUGCUGUCAUGGGUGCUUCAAGCGGCAGCCGGCUUCUACCUGUGUCUGUUGCACCAGAUAUGCACUGUUUUUAAACUGGACCUGCCCUUCAGACGUCGUGCCUCCCUUCUCGGCUGGGUGGAGGGCUGGAGCCCCGCCCCCGCCCCCGCGGGCCCCAAGCUCCCUCCCCCCGCUGCGGCGCGCUACAUAUGCCAGCACUGCCUAGUGCAUCUAGGUGACCUGGCGCGAUACAGGCAGCAGCCUAGGGUGGCUUAUACUUUCUACAGGCACGCGCUGGUGGUCUCCCCCCACUCCGGGCAGCCGUACAACCAGCUGGCGCUGCUGGCGCGUCGUCGCGGGCGCCGCCUGGGCGCCAUCUACUGGCACGUGCGCGCCAUCCUGGUGCGAGCGCCGUUCCCGCCGGCGCCCAUCAACCUCGCCAGGACACUGCAGGACGCCGCUGGCCAAGUAGCACCGCCAGCGCCGGCCCUCCUCCCCAUCCGCGCUACAUCCGCUCCCUCAUUCGCCCCGCCGCGUGACGCGCACGCAUACGUCACGCUGUUAAUACGCGCCGUGCACGACAUACACACAGGAGAGAGAUUGGAAGUAGCCGAUCAAUUAGUAGAGACCCUAAACACGUCUCUCACGUCUCUGGUGGCCACCGACAGUUUUGAGUCCAUGACUUUGACAAAGAUGGUUUGCGUCAUAAUAUGGCUAGUCCACACAACAACGGACGAGCUGACGGCCACGGAGCAAGCGUUAAGCGAGAGCGAAUCCACAGCCGCAUCGCUGAGCCAAACGCUGGCUGUGGGCACGCUUCUGGCGCUCUUACUGCCGUCACAUACGGCUGAGACCCCUUUAAACCGGGCGCUGCCUGCACUGAAAGUGUGCCUAGAAUGGGUACUGCAGUACCCACAGCUGGUCCACUCGGCGCCGUUCGCUGCGCGACCGCAGCUCUGGCACGCGCUCGCGCACACCCUCAACAAGCUACCCAACGGGGACUGCGACAAAUAUGACACCGUACCCCUGCCCGAAGACGAAGAGCUCCACGGUUUUCAACCCCUGGAGCGGUCGAUGGAGCACCUCGAGUUCCGUCACCACGCCGCUUGGGACACGUACGGGCGCAGCGUCCCUGAUGUUGAAGAGGAGAAACCACUGGACCAGGAUAUGCCCCACCCGUCCGUGGUGUCUCCAGACUGCCUAAGCAACGACCCCGAGCUAGAAGCCCGUGUCAGGGCCAACCGUCUGGUCGCACUCGGGUCGCGGCUCGCCGCCAUUGCUCCCGAACAAUUCUCUGUCUCCAUCGAAGACAACACAACAACGUUCACGGCGUUGUGUCGCGGCGGCGAGUUGACGCGCGUUGACGCGUUGCGACGCGCGUCGUUGGACGCACCGCCGCCUGUCGUCAUCUCAGAAGCUGAUUUUAGGGAGAAAGUGCGGGACCAGCGCGUGGGCAUUUUGAAGCCGCAAGGAUCACUGGAGCGGGCGCGGGAGGAGCGCGCCAUGGCGACCGUCGGUGACCAGGCACAAGAAUUCGCCGCCUCCAAAGAAUGUGCCGAAGAUAAGAGGGAGGGCCGACGGCCGCGCGUCAACAUCGCCAUGGCAGCGAUCCUACGCAAGCAGGAGGAGUCUUGCAAGCAAGUGAAGUUUAAAACACCUCCUCCGGUCGCGGAGGAGACAGAACCAGACGUCGACAAAGACGCUGCCGCCGACACCUCUCUCUUAGAGCGCCCCAAAAACAUGCAACCAAGGCCCCAAAAAUCCCUAGCCCAGAUCCCCGUUGGCAGAAAAACUGGCGGCAUUCUCGCCCUAAAAGAUAAAUCAGGAUACCCCCAUUUAGUCGAUAUACCCCCAGAGCCCAAGCCGAAAGAGAAACAGCCUGAGAAAGAUCCGAAAGUCAUCCAACCCCCUACCCAGAAAAAUCAAGGCAAGUGGAACCAGUACGAACAGCGGGCUGGACAGAGAAACUACGGAUUGCAAAGCGCCGGCAUCAGCUACAAUCCUCAAUAUAGUCCGCAAGCUAAUAUAAGGUUGCCUGUAGUCAACCCGAAAGAGAUAGAUGUUCGUUCCGCGGCGCUGCAGAAGCAAAACUCGCGCGCUGACUCAAGAGACAAAGGGUACAUGAGUAACGAUAAACGGCAGUUCCUCAACGAUCUACCUCCUCGCUUCGCCAACCAACGCUGGGCUCAAGAAGAGGAGAACAAGUUUAGAGACGACGAUUUCAGAGUCCAAAAUGUCCCAUUAGAAGCGAACCUUUUCAAUCAGCCCCCAAAUUGGCUCGGUAUGCCACCGCCUUUGCUCCCAUCCCAACUAGCUUCCAUUCAACCUCCUCCUAUGCCCCAAAUGGGGCAUAUACCCAGUCAAAGACCGGGACAGAUAGGACAGAUGUCCCACCCGAAUCAAAUGCAGUAUCCACCACCUGUGUCCAAUUUAAUUCCUAAUUUUUGGAAUUCAGAUUAUCCACAGACUUCGAAUGGGAAUCUAACUCAAUUCUACCCGAACACAUUCGGGCAACUCACUCAGAUACCUCAGACACGUAAGCCGGAUCAGAACUUCAUCAGACCAACUGCUAUAGGUCAAAUGCCUAGACACAUUUCGCCACCAGGCUACAGUAUGCCCGGUCUAGGUUUCUUUGACCAGUACAAUCAAAUCCAGCAAACAAGGAGCUACCUUGAUGAUGGGUCGUUCCAAAGUAACAGAAGUUUCCUAGAAGAAAAAACCUACCAGCCUCUGGACAUGGGGAGGCAUGGGCCGCUGGAUCUGAGUGGCCCCCUACCAGGGUACGAGAGACGCAUGGAAGACAGACCGCAGGAGGUCCAAGAGACUCCGAGUCCUCUGAACUUGGCCAUGCCGUUAGAGGACCCAGUCGCAGUGGGCCGCGAUUCCCCCGCGGAGGAUCCCGGCACCUAUUCGCUGUUCAGCGGAGCGCCCGGGGCCGUGUCUUGGGGUAACGUUACGCAGAACCAGCCGGGCUCCCCCGAUUGGAUGAUCCCGCCCUAUGAGCCCUGGGAGCCUUUCUCCCUCCAUCCCCCUUUGCCAGUGGACACCCCAUCCUCGCCGCCCUCAACACGGAGCGCCCGGGCAGGAAAAGUGUCGAAAACAGCAGUGAAUCCACCGCACCCUUAUUUUCGACCAUUCUGAACGUGAGUAUC